GAUUGUUCUACGCAGGGUACAGUACUUAAAAGUCCUUCCAAUUAUCGAGACGAGAUACAUACCGGCGCGUUUUGCGAACGAUUCUUCUUUCUCCUUACAUCUAAUUCCUCUCUUUUCUUUUCUCUGGCCAACCGUGUACUUACCCGUCUCUCUGAUGUCGUCGUUGUCCGAUUUUGAGUCGGAUCUUACCGACUUGGAGUCAUCGGAGGAUGAGUAUAGACCAGCCCCCGGCGCUGUCAAACAACCUUCGAAGAGAAAGCCACCGAAACAGGAAUAUCGAUUGAAUAACACGCUCUCCCCUCCCCGCAACACCUCGUAUCCUGCAAUGGCUUUGUAUAACCAACUGAAGAAUGGUUUAAUCAAUCUUGAUCCUGAAUAUCAAAGAGGCGUGGUGUGGGCCGACAGUAAGCAAUCGUACCUGAUUGAUUCGCUCUUCCGCAACUACUACAUUCCACCUAUCAUUUUCGCUGUCACACGCACUUCGGACGGGCUUGAGACGCGAGUGUGCAUAGAUGGGAAGCAACGAUUGACAUCCAUAAUGAAGUUUAUGGAGGGAGAGAUCUGCCAUAAAGACUCGUACACAGGAGAAAGACUUUGGUUCAAACAGCCCAGCAGCACGAAGAAGCCUCUUCUGCCGAAGCAGUACAUCUUGCAGUUCGAGAAUAAACAAAUACCAUGUGUAGAGUAUGACACAUUGAACGAUGACCAAGAGCGAGAGAUUUUUCAGCGCGUUCAAAUGGGUGUUGCUCUAACACCCGCGGAACGCAUGCAGGCACUUACUGGUCAAUAUCCUGACCUUGCACGAGAUAUCCAAAAGAUGAUUUCUGGAGAUGAAGGCUUCAGUGACAGUCUCGAAUGGAGGGACAGCCGAGGACGCGACUUCCAGUGCAUUGCGUCUAUGAUCUACCUCGUAGAUUCAAAGUCCAAUGUGAAGUUUCCAGGUGCCCCGACCUUGGACAAGUGGCUCCAGGAAAACAGGGAGGUCGACAACAACUUCCGAUCAAGCAUACUCAAUACAUUCAACACUUAUAUUACCCUUGCAAAAGACGCCCGAUAUAAUGCGUGCUUUCAAUCGCGUAAAGUCUCGCCUGUGGAAUUCACAAUGGCUGCGGUACUCAUCCAUCGCUACAAGUCCACUUUCUCAAUGGAUCGGCUCUCAGCUUCCAUCAAAAGUAUGCGAGAACAUGUGCGGAAUGAGCAUGAAGAUAUCAGGGCAAAUGCGAAGGUGGCCCUAACGAUCACAAACUUCAUCGAUAACGAUCUGAAGAAGAUAAAGCCACAAAAGGGCGAGAUAACUGCGACCGAAUUCAUGAAAAAGCUGGGUGCAACAGCAAAGGCAUCGAAGUCCUCGAAACGAAAACGUGUGGAGUCCACAGACGAUGAAGGUGACGAAGUACUUCGAAAACCGCCAAAGUCGUCAACAGCUGGCACAAAGAGAUCGGUGACUCUCAAGAUUCCUGCAAAAUCAACUGCGAAGCCAACAACAUCCUCUUCAAUGUCGUCAGGUGUUGCAAGGCAGGUUGCUAAACGAAGUCAACCAGUAGGCCAAUCCUCACCAUCAGUAACAACUGCAUCAAAGUCUCGAGUCGGAUCUGGCACCACAGUGCAGACUGUGUCGGUGAAGAAGGAAAAGGUUGCCUCUUCCGGCGGCAAAGUCACAAGUACGACACAGCGUCAAAAGGAGUCGACUUCUCGGACGCAGGAAAUAGCUCGACCCAAACCGAGCAGCUCCAAAAAUCCUACACCUGGCGAUGAGGGUCCCGAUGCAGCUUCUUAUACAACACGGGCACGUCCGCCAACUCCACGCAAAGAACAUGUUCGCCCAUCCGCUGCUGGAUCCGGUCAUAUUGCGUCUACAUCACGCGCGAGUCCCCUCCAACCGAAACAGUCUUCUUCUGCAACGCCGCCCAUCCCAGGACCAUCUCCUGAAGUAAAGUCAUUCGCACCGACAUCGUCCGUCUCUGCUGUUGCAAAUGGGGUGAUGAAGAAUGAGCCUUCCCGUAAAGUUUCGCCAAUUACAACGUCUGCAGAUGGCAAACCUGAUAGGUUGGCCGCCAUUCGGCGUGCGAAGGAAGAGCAACAGCAACGGCGGAUGUCUAGUGAUGCUGGAAAGGCGGGUUCCAGUCGGCAGGGUAGCACGUCUUUACCAGCAACUCCGGUCACACCUUUUCAACCACCACCCUUCUCGCAACAACCUCUUACUCAAUCUCCAGUAACCGAUCAGAAUCACUCAAAACAGUUACCCCAGCAAAUGAUACCACAGGCGAACACAUCUCCCGCGUUGCUUCCUGCCGCACCCAAGCCGUCAGACAUCUUUGUACUACCCAGCGGGGAGAAACUGGACUAUCAAUACGUAGUUGACGUGCUCGCGAGCUUGUCCCAGUCUCCUCAGGCCGCGACAGCACAGGCGCCAAAUCUUGUUCCUGCAGCUGCAGAUCCACGGCUUGCCAGACAAUCCCCAAGUGUAACUUCACCCAGCCUCUCGCGUAAUCGAACUGCACAAGAAGACGAAGACAUGGAAAUCGAUACCCCACCUCCCCAGCAAUUGCCGCCAAUUAGUCCGAAGUCCAACGUGCAACCUGCUCCUGUGCCUGAGGCUCCUGCAAGUCAACUCACACCCGCACCGGCAUCCGCACCCGCACCAGCUCCCCAGCCGGCACCUCAGAAUCAACAAUCCACCAAUCCGUUGUCUUUUUUAAGACAGUCUCCUGUGGUCAGUGUCCUAAUUCCCUCUUCUGUGCAGCAGCGUCCAAACCAUUCCAUCUCCACAGCUGCUGCACAGCCGUCUUUCAUAGAUUUGUAUAUCCCCUCCCCAUCUUUGCAGGCGUUCUCUGAGGGACCUUUCUUGCAAAGAAAUGAAGACGAAAAGCAAAGCGAAGAGAAAAAUGGAAAAUCUGUCGAUACGCAACUUGAGGAUCACUCACCUAGGCUACUUCGGAAGCGUAAUAGUGAGAUGGAGUCGAGAACCGAAGAACAUGAGAAUAUCUUAUCACAACCUACCAAUUCUUCUAGCACCGCGGACGUUGGGCUGGACCCGCCCGGCGACACUGCUUGUCCCCAGAGGCCCCGAUUGCCGUCGCCCAGUGCAUCAGGUUUUGCAGAACGUCGAGAGCAUGAUUUGCAGUUGCAGCUCAGCUCCAAGGCGAAGGGAGCAAACCAACCUGAGGUACAGCGUAGGGCAUCGACCACCAGCACUCAUGGCGCUGAACUGCCAAAGAAACCAGACUUGUGUCCACCUGUUGCUCUAUCAGCAGGACGCCAAACGACAUCACUUCUUGCCACGCCCGUCACGAGAGAACGCUCAGGAACCCUGAGCUCACUGCAGCCGUCAAGAUGGGGGCCGCUUAAUCAUGAUCCAGGGCCAAGCAAUGGGUCCGCGGAGUCGACAUCCUGGGGAGCAGUCAAUUCUUACUCCAUCGACGAGCGGCCUUCGAGGGGAACAGACCAGAGAUGGCGCAGUGGGUAUCGCGGGAGGUGGAAUGAGCGAGGUAGAGGCAGAGGCAGCAGAGGCAGAGGGUACAACGGAGAUCGUCUUUCCCCUUACAGAAGUAGAGGUCGAAGAUACAAUUCACAAGGGGGGUCAGACAGCAGGGUCCCAAGAGGUCCAGGUCAUCACCGUCCGCAAAGAGGAUAUGACCACUACAGCCCGCAUCAUUGAAGCUUCAUUAAAAGGACUGCCACCAAGUGCACUUGGCAGAGACCGCCACAUUCUUGGAGUGAGGGGACAAGUCUUAUGGGGGUUGAGGCUGCGCUGAUCCGACCAAGGGACCCGCUAUGUUUUGGAACCUAGACGCGUCGAUAGCGCUUUGUUGUGCCAUUCCUGCAUGCAUGUUUCCCUUCAUAUGAGACUCCGAGCGCCGCUCCGCAUUCUUGGUACGUUCCUUACUUCUUGUCCAAAGUUUCUGCUUUCUUCACGGCCGCAUUUCAAACUUCAACUUCAACUGUAUAUAUAUAUAUAUAUAUAUGUGCUCGCACUGACAAUCGCCCUGCAACUUCGUACCUAUUUUUGUCAAUUAUGUUAAUGCCUUUAUAGUAAUGUAUUCUCUUCUAUGUGUAUUACGUAUGAUGAAUUAGGACUUAAUACGUACGUUUCUUGCAUUC
Somion occarium is the source of this 4101-nucleotide messenger RNA. Lineage: Eukaryota; Fungi; Basidiomycota; Agaricomycetes; Polyporales; Cerrenaceae. The record is from the annotation of a GenBank genome assembly.